AGGUGUCGCUUUAAAUAUCGCGAUCAAAUAUUCGUUAUUCUACAUUGCCAAAGAUUGUAUGAAGAUGUAGCGUAUCGAUGAAUGUAUGAUACAACGACUGAGGUGGGUGGAAGAAAAGGAGCACACAGAGUACAUGACAAAAUACCGGGGGUGGAAGGCGGCGCCGGCCGCACCCCGGCGUCGCGACGUCAGUAGUCGUUCCAGCGUGGCUCAACAAGUACACGCGGCGCCCAGUUCACGGUUUGAAAUUUUGGAAAAUCCCGACGUGACUUGCCGUACAAUUAUGCGACAUUAAAAUGUGUUAAAUCGACGAAUACAACACCAGCUGUGGGAGCAAGAUCAAGUAUUAUCAUUUACAUUCGAUUAAUCAACGAUCACCGACAUUCGCAAAAAAAGAAAGGAACGUACUAUGCGGUCUAAGGUGACGAUUGAAAAUACUUGGGAGACAAAAUGGGCUACGGAAUCGUCGCAGGGCGGUAGGAGUUUGCGACGAACGACGAAAAGAACGGAAUCUUCUGGAGAGAAAUUGUCAAAACCCUCCAGGGGAAAUACGGCACGGGAGAGAACUCUCAGGAGGCUGGAAAGCAAUGAACGCGAGCGUAUGCGGAUGCACAGCUUGAACGAUGCGUUUCAGUCCUUACGCGAAGUGAUCCCGCACGUCACCAAAGAGAGGCGGCUCUCGAAAAUUGAGACAUUAACGCUGGCUAAAAAUUACAUAGUGGCUCUUACAGAUGUGAUAUGCGCUAUGAGAAGCGAGGAACGAUCGGAAGAUCAGCAAACGAGCGACUCCGAACGCAAGGAUUCACCAAACAGCGAACAGCGAUUGGAAUCGACCACUGUUCGCGUAAACAUUCCCGUUGCUUCCAGAUCCUGCGGUACGGAAACUCAAAAUUUUUAUCACAAUAAUCAUUCGCGGUGGGAAGAGGACCAGGAUAAUGUUACAGGCCUCUGAAAAGUUACAACGCUGAACGACACCGAGAUAAAGCACGAAUUGAGAUUGAGAUCCUCAACGGCAUUUCGAUUAGUCUUCCCUUCUUUAAUCGUGCAUGCGUUUAUGUUUUAAAAAUAUCCAACGCAUCUCUGCAAGUAUUAUCAAAAUUAACGAUGUAUUAUAUAUGACUGAGGUAAUAAUCUAAGAAAAUACUGUAUGUGCCAAAGAAAGAUAGUAUUCAUCGCAGAAACGAAUAAGAGUAUAUACAUAUAUACAUA
Molecule: messenger RNA, 1209 nt
Organism: Vollenhovia emeryi
Lineage: Eukaryota; Metazoa; Arthropoda; Insecta; Hymenoptera; Formicidae
Product: class A basic helix-loop-helix protein 15-like
Exons: 3
Coding region: 410-952 (180 amino acids)
Molecular function (GO): protein dimerization activity
Source: RefSeq, a predicted model, not a curated record